AUGUUUGUUGAUACACUCGUCGAAGGAAAAACCCCAGUCAAAGUGUUAAUUGAUACAUCCUCGAAAUUUAAUACCAUUAGUAAAAGGUUGUUCGAUAAACUUAAAUCAAAUCAUGGAAUACGUCCUAUCUGUAGCCCUGUUAAGAAUCUUUAUGGAGACGCAAUAGAUGAAAUAAAUUGUUUGGAUUUACAAUUCCAGUAUAAGGGAACAUAUCAUAGCUUAGAUGGUACCGAUGCAAUAAGCUUCGAAAUUCGCAAAAAUCCACCAUUCGAUCUGGUAUUGGGGCAAGGUUGGUUAUGGGUGCAUGAAGCAAAAAUAAGCUUUGAAUUUUCUCCCGAAACCUGUAGCCACCAUGCUAAAAUUGUAAUAGAUGGUAUGAGCAUCCCAUUAACCGAAGAAGGUAGCAGGUCCAUGGGUGACUCUUCACGUCAUAAAACCAGCUCCUCUAAAAAUAACUUAUCUAAAUCAACGGAAUCUAAACCUGGUCUAGCUCAAGAGGAG
Diversispora eburnea is the source of this 501-nucleotide messenger RNA. The record is from the annotation of a GenBank genome assembly. Lineage: Eukaryota; Fungi; Glomeromycota; Glomeromycetes; Diversisporales; Diversisporaceae.